This is a messenger RNA of Pezoporus flaviventris, 4892 nucleotides long. It is a transcript of the gene FAM81A, whose product is annotated as family with sequence similarity 81 member A. Lineage: Eukaryota; Metazoa; Chordata; Aves; Psittaciformes; Psittacidae. The transcript is spliced from 9 exons. The record is from RefSeq and is a predicted model, not a curated record. Bases 1003 to 2181 code for a protein of 392 amino acids.
GUGUUGCAUGGCCGUAGAGUGGUGUCUGCGCCGCGGUGUCCUGUCAGCUGUCGCCUACCCCGUGUCUCACAGCCCUCACCACGAUUCCCGAUGACCCCCGCACCGCAGGGUGCUCCCGGCGCGCCCGGGCCUGUCUGCGCGGCAGAGCCGCGGGCGAGGCGAGCGCAGGCGGAGCGGAGCGGAGCAUCCCCGCGGCGUGCCGCCGAAACGGGUCCCAGCUCGCACCCCGAAUACUGCAUGGCUGCGUUAGCACCAAGCACCUGAGCAGGCGCGUUUCUCAGAGGACCCUUAGCCUGGGCUCGGAGCUGGCACAGUUCCCUCUCUGCCAGGGGGAAGCCCCCGCCCCGUACUCCGCCGCACACCGCAUUCAUGUUCACAGAACGUCAUGGCAGCGCAGAGGGGUUUUGCAAGGGUUUGUUUCACGUGACGCACUGAUACAUCAGUUUUUGACCCAUCUUUUUGCCGAGCUGUGACACAGGGGCUUUCUCAUGUACUCCAAAAUGUCGCCCCAAAGUGCUCCAGACUAACACCAGGAUCUGCGGCUCCGGGGCAGUACUGCCAUACUGUACAGCAACCAAAGCGGUUUCUAUUUUCAGAAGAAAAGAGCGAUUAAAGUGUUUGCCUAGGCAGGUAUUUCAGUCUGCUUCGAUUCCCAUGCAACUUGUGGCAAGUCACGUAGCCCCCACGUGCUUCACUUCCUGACCAGCAACAGAAGGAAAAUAGUAUUUUCAGGAAAAAUAAUGCUUUCCCACCACCCAGGCAUAUUGUGAGAAUGAAUGUGAAAACCGCUCUGACGUGCACUGACAUUACAGCAAGUAUUUGACACAGGUUUUCAUGGAAGAUGGAGAACUGAACAUUACAGAUGUGAUUAUCCUUCAAAACAGGAGAAAUGGAGAACCCACAGAAAGUAAACAUGCGAGGCAGUCUGCUGAAGUGGGCAAGGGAUGCCACAGUACAAAUAGCAAGGAAUGAACUUUGCAUUGCCAAAAGUGUUUCUUCAGCAUGUCCCAUACAUAUAUUAUUGACCAGAAAAUGGCCCAGCGAAGCCCAAUCUUCCCAACUCUUGCCCCUUCUGAAAGACGGGUUCGUAACAUAGCACUGCAUAGCCAGGCAUUGACAGCGGUCCCGCUGGCAUCUGCGAGCCUGGUGGAUCAGCUGGAAGACAGAAUCCUAAGCCAUGAGAAAACAACAGCGGCUCUUGUGGAACACGCUUUUCGUAUUAAGGAGGACAUUGUUUCCACUCUGCACAGAAUGCAGAACAAAGGGGGGGGUGACCGGUUGGCUAGGCAACUCCUGGAGGAACAUAUCCGAAACAUAACGGCAAUAGUGAGGCAGCUUAAUCGGGACAUUGAGAUGCUGCAGGAACAGAUACGUGUCAGAGACAAUCUCAGCUAUGGAACAAAUUCUACCCUGAAGAGUCUAGAAAUGCGGCAGCUUUCUGGUUUAGGAGAUCUUCGGGGAAGAGUUGCAAGGUGUGAUGCUGGGUUAGCCAGACUGUCUGCAGAACAUAAAAUUACCUAUGAAAGACUUCAGAGCUUAAGUAAAGACCAACAGACCUCCAAGCUUAUCUUGGAAUCUAAAAUCAAAGAAGCAGAAAUACAGAUUUCUCAUCUUCUGAGCAGAGUAGAGCAAUCAAUAAUGCAACAAGAAGCAAAGCUGAAGAUUGCCUACAAAGAGAGCAACCAACAGCUCCACCUUCUGGAUGUGAAAUUAAAAAAUGCUAUUGAAGAACUCAGCAGCCAGAUUUUGUCUGCACGUAGCUGGUUGGAACAGGAACACGAAAGGAUUGAAAAAGAGCUUGUGCAAAAGAUUGACCAACUCUCAUCUACUUUCAAGGAAAAAACUGAAAUGAGUGAAAGAGCUAUAGAGAUGAAAUUCAACCAAAUGGCAGAGAAAAUUGACAAAAUAGAAGAAAUACAGAAGAUAACCAUGGAAGCACAUGAAGCAAAACAGACUGAAGAAAAGAUAAAUAUUCGCAUUGGCAAACUUCAAAAUGAGAUAAAUGAAGAUAUAAAAGAAAUGAAAGCUGAAGUUAAUGCUGGAUUUGCAGCUAUCUAUGACAGCAUUGGGUCUCUACGGCAAGUUCUAGAAGCAAAAAUGAAGCUGGACAGAGAUGAACUACAGAAGCAGAUCCACCAACUGAAGCAGGAGGUUCCAACAUGGGGAGAGGCUGGACCAUGACCGCAAGAUACUGGCUGAGAGAUUAAUGUUUACCUGGCUAAAUAGGCAGACUGCAAUCUUGUUCCAGUCUGUAAUCCAAAUUAAGUGCACGUACCAAACGACAUGCCGCUGUUGCACAGGUCCGUAUGUUUACUCAAAGCGGUAAGUGCAAGCUCUUCAUAGAUCAGCUGACAACAAGCUUUUAGGCAUGAGGUGUUGAUUUGCCACUGCACUACUCUAGUUGCUCUCAGGAGAUUAAGCACCAUGUAAAACUGGAGUAAUAUAUUGGUGAAGCUGGCACCUGAUUUGCUAAAGGCAUUCCAGUUUCACAGGUUUGAUCAGACAAGUAUACACUUAUAUACAUUUAAGCACCUGCACACCCCCUUUAGAAAAGAAAAAUAAAAAAGCCCAAAACAAACAACAAAACCUCCCCAACAAACAAGUUGAUACAAAUUGUUUGACAUCAGGCUGGCAAGGUGCUUCACCUGGAGACAAAUCACUUGAGUGAAGUCAAUGACAUUUUUACAGUGACUUUCCCUACUACUGACUUCCUGGGGAGACAGAAUUGGCACGAAACAGACCAAUUUUCAUAACCCAGAUACCAACAGAAAAAAAAUAUGUUUGUUUGGUAUUGCAAAUAUCCUCUGUGUGUGUAAACCAAGUAGUGUUAUAUAAUGUAGUUGUAGAAGAUGAUUCAUCAACAACAUAAGAAACUUAACUUGCGUGGUCUUGUAUUGUAAUAUCUUUAAAUUAAUAGCCAAGUGGAGCCGAGACAAGGUAAAAGAUGUACAUAUGAGUAUUUUGUUACUGGGCAUGUGUUCCUGUGACUUGUUUCAUUAUAACUUUGAAAGGAUUGAAAACGAAAGAGAAGGUGAUAAUCUAACAGUCUGGAGAGUGUACUGUAAAAUAAAAUGCAGUUUAUGAUCUGCUUAGAAAUUUUCCAUGGAGUGAAACAACAGAUUCUUCAGAUUUAAGUAGACUUUAAUAAUUCAGUAAAUUCAAACUUCUAUUUGUCUUCACAGUAUUUCCAAAUAAUAAUGGUGCUUAUUUCCAUUCUCGGAACAGAUUACAUAAUGAAAAUCAGCACCCAUAUAGCAUACAUAUUAAUCUAGACAGGAAAAUAUAUAUAUGUUGAUUUUGUAUCUUCAUUCAUAGCUUGAUAUUGCUCUUCAUGUUUGUAAAUCAGGCAGGAUUAAACACUCGUGAAGAAUAAAAGACUUAAUCCAGUACCUUAUUAAUUCAUACUAUUAACAACAACUCAUAUACAAAAAUACUUUGAAUUUACAAAAGCAUUACUGUUAAAGUAAAUAAAUUAUGAGGAUCUCUCUGCACUGUCUUUAAUGGACCUUCCUUUUGGCUAGUACUACAAAGCCAUAUUCCUGUUUGAAAAACCAGUGGCCAGUUUCUCAAGACUUCCAUGGAAAAGGAGGUUUGGCCCCCAGAGUCAUAUUUAUAAAAAAAUUUAAAAAAAAACAACAAAAACCAAAAAUCAAAAAACCUUAAACUCAUCUACUUCAGUAAGACAGUGUAGUGUCUAAAAACCAAACACAUCUUUACAGGUUUAAUGCCUAAGUUCAUAUUGACUUCCUAUAGAGUUUCAAGUAAUCUAAUGCAUCAAAGAUACAGGAAGUUUCUGCAACUCUGACUUCCAGUGCUCUCUGACAACAAAACUGCCCCCAUUAUUGCUGUUUUGUACCAUUUGUGUGCUGUGAAACAUAUUUACAACAGCAGCUAAGGAGAAAGACCAGUUCAAUAAAGGGAGACAAGGAAAUACUUGCAGAUACUUCUUAAGAAUUGUCUUUAAAAUUCAUUCUUUUUCAUGUCUGUAUUCUUAUCUAGUCUUAAAUAUUUAGCCAUGGGCAGUGGAAAAGCCAUCACCAAUAUUUUAUAAAAAAAAGAACAAAGAAAAAAGCAACAAGAGAUGGAAAAAAAAAACUAUAAUUUUUUUCUUUUGCAAUUGGAAAUCUGUACCAGAGAGGAUCUGGUAUGACAUGAAGAGCCCACAAGGAAUCAGAGAAACAAUUUAUAUAGGACUUCCAUAAAAUGUUUCUCUUGUAAUAAUCCUGUGUGAUUCAUGCAGAUAUAAAAUAACGCAUAAAGCACUGUUUUGAAAAGACUUUUUUCUAAAAUUUCAGCUAAAACAAACAACUAAAAGCCCAAAUAAAACAAUAUUGAAAUGCAAUCUACCAUCAAGCAGUGCCUUCAAACUAUAUAAAGUGCUGUGUGGAGGGAGGCACAGGUUAUGGGGACUCAUAUGCUGGAAAGAGACAGGCAGAAAUGGCUAGCUGGGAUACACACAAGUGUAGCCUGCCCAUCGUACAUCCUUUUCAGAGUGCUCUAACUAGUCAGUUGUGAAAGGAAGCCACAUAUUCCAGACCAAGAGUUUCUGCAGAAAAACUGAGGAAAAGCCAGGAAAAAAAAAGUAAUGUGAAGGAAGAUUGAAAAAUCUGGAGAAGUAACAGAGAAAAAGAGUAAGUCAAAAGAGUGGAGCAAUGGAACGGUAGCUGCAUGGGCAAAGGCAAGGAGUAGCUACCUGCUGCUGAAGCACAGAACAGGUCUGAAGAUUUUAGCAAGAUCUGAAAGUUACAAACAAUACUAUAUUUGAUAAAAAACAAAGACCCCUGAAGGAGGGGCACAUUAAUUGUUUUGUCCUAAUUCAUGCUCCCUACUUGCCUGCUGCAUUUUAAUCUGCUCAAACAAUUGGAAAAAUAAAUUCUUUCGUUUUCCCUUCA